Anneissia japonica is the source of this 1125-nucleotide messenger RNA. RefSeq names its product dehydrogenase/reductase SDR family member 11-like. Gene Ontology annotation, molecular function: oxidoreductase activity. The coding region runs from base 115 to 882 and encodes 255 amino acids. The transcript is spliced from 7 exons. Lineage: Eukaryota; Metazoa; Echinodermata; Crinoidea; Comatulida; Comatulidae. The record is from RefSeq and is a predicted model, not a curated record.
CCAUACGCCUUAUCAGAUAUUGCAACAUUUUCACACGUGUAUACCUACCUACUCAGUACGGAGGCCAAAUUUUGCAAAAAUUGUCAUUCUUGCGUUAUUCUGUGACCAACAAGUAUGGCAGAACGUUGGAUUGGACGAGUGGCCUUGGUUACGGGUGCGUCCUCUGGUAUAGGUGAACAAGUCGCUCGGAAGUUGGUUGGGCAUGGAAUGAAGGUUGUAGGAUGUGUAAAAGAUGACGUUUUUCAUAAUCUCCAGGCAAUCGCCGAUGAAGUCAACUCCCAGAAUGGAACUGGUCUUCUUCAUCCAGUGAAGUGUGACGUCACCAAAGAAUCCGAAAUCUUAGCCAUGUUUUCUGAAAUUAAGGAUAAGUUUGGUGGAGUUGACAUUUGCGUUAACAAUGCUGGUCUUUCGAUUGACAGUCCGUUGCUGUCUGGAAAAACAGAACAAUGGCGAUACAUGAUGGAUGUAAACGUGAUGGGAGUGGCAGUCUGUACACGAGAGGCUGUACGCCAGAUGAUGGAAAGAGGAGUCGAUGAUGGGCAUAUUGUUUUCAUGAACAGUUUGUUAGGACAUACUGUACAUGUCGGGUCAGAUAUGGGAUUUUACGCUGGAACUAAACACGCGAUAACAGCUCUUGUGGAGGGAUUCAGACAAGAGCUUCGAUUGAAAAAUUCACACAUCAGAGUUACGAGCAUAUCACCCGGGAAGGUUGAUACACUAUUCUACACGAAUAUGUUUGGAAAGGAAAAAGCUAAAGAAAUGACGAAGAUCCUUAAGUAUCUUCAGCCCGAAGACAUAGCUAAUUCAAUCAUCCAUGCUCUGCACGCACCACCACAUUGCCAGGUUCAAGAAAUUCGUAUCCGUCCAGUUGAACAGAGCUAGUAGAAGACUACCACCAUCUGUAUAUCAAUGUGCUCGAUGUGUUUUAAAACAGAUACUUUUAGCUUAGUCCUCUGUUUAAUCAUGGAGGAAAGAAAAGCAGCUUUUCUUUCCUUCAUGUUUAAUGUAUGAUGCAUAAUAUUGUAAUAUGAACAGUAUGGACAUUAAUCAGAAUAGCUAUAAUAUUUUUUCAUACCUAUUUGUUGCUAUGAAUUAAAUAUAAAAAAAAAUAAACUUACUAUAGCU